GUUUGCUUAUGGACAUCAUUAUUUGAGGCCGCACGAAACUUAUCAUGAACCAACUAGAAAAUUUUUCCCUAAUGAAGUAAUGAGAGUACCGCUUUAUGAAGCUGUACCCGUCGAGUUAGUGAUGGAACAUUGUUGGGUAAUGGAUUUAAACACUUAUUGUAAAGGUCGUCCAAUGGGUGCGCCGGAAAAACACAUUUACAUCUGCGAGUAUCGCGUCGAUAAAACAGCGCGACUUUUUAGUAAAGUCUCAAAACCGAAAUUUCCCAUUUGUAUUAAAAGUUACGCUUUCGAACGUUUCGAUACGCGAUUAAAAGUGUCUCGAACUUAUACCCCCCACGAUUUAGAUCCCGCCAUGGUUAAACCAAGGGGAAGAAAACCGCAGGAAACGGAAGAUUUUCAACAACAACAACAAAGAGAUCGAGCUAGAAGUGUAGCUCAAAUUAGUAUCCAAGUGCCAGUUGUUAGGACAAGAACUGAACAAAAAGCGCGAUUAAAUAAGAUCUUAUUGAUUUUAUUGAAUAAAUUGCCGACGAAACAGCCGUUGGACGUGUCUUAUUUGUUGGAGGGAGGAAGACGUCGUAAAAAAACCACUUGAUAUUUGGAGUACUUUAGUUGAGCUAUCGGGUGAUAUAAAUAUAAAGUAGAAAAAAAGGAUGAAUAUUAAGAGGCGUUUUGGAAGGGUACACCAAAAACCCUGAUAUGCGAGCUUUGGUGGAUAACCCGAGUUUGGAGUUUACUGGACCAUAUCAACCUGGUUUAUCAGAAUUAUUAGUGAAAUGUGAACUUUUUGAUCAAGGUUAUAGUAUUGCAUUACCAGUUUGGAGUACUCCAAAACGAUUUACAACACGUUAUAAUUGGAAUGAAUGGAUAAAACUUCCAUUAAGAUUUUGCGACUUACCUCGUACAACUUUAUUAGCAAUCACAAUCUGUGAUUGCGGCACAGGGGGUGAAGCGAUUGCAAUAGGAGGAACAACGAUUCCUCUUUUUAGUAAAUACGGAUUGUUUCGAAGGGGGUCAAUAGAUUUAAGAGUUUGGCGUGGUCGAAGCGCCGACGGUAACGAUCCAAGCGUUACUCCAGGGAAAGAUAUCAACGUUUCCGAGGAGGGAAAACGCUUGGCUAAGUUAAAAAAAAAAUAUCAAACCGGUCGAAUUUCCGAAAUAACUUGGUUGGAUCGCUUAACUUUUCGCGAAUUAGAAAUAAUUAACGAACGAGAUAAGCGACAAUCAAAUUGUAUGUAUUUAUUGAUUGAAUUCCCUUCGACAAUCGAUAACGAUGGAACUUUUUAUCACGUUGUUUAUUUCGAAGAAGAAGGAAGCGAAGUUUUACAAUUUAAAGCCCAAGCGGAUAUCGUAACUUGUCCCGAUUACGAAAUUAACACCGAAAAUUUAAUCGAAAGCAAAUAUCACAAGUUAUCUCGUUCGCAUCGAAGCGUACAUUCAGAUCGAGAUGCAAAACCCAACGCGAUUUUACGCGAUAAACUCAAUCAAAUUGUCGCGUAUUCAAGUACGGUUCAACUCUCGAAUGAGGAACAAGACAACGUUUGGAGAUAUCGCUUUUAUUUAAGCAGCCAAAAAAAAGCUUUGACUAAAUUUUUAAAAUGUAUUAAUUGGGGGCAAAGUGGCGAAGUAAAACAAGCUUUGGCUAUGUUAGAUAUUUGGUCCCCAAUGGAUGUUGAAGACGCUUUAGAGCUUUUAGGGCCUAGUUUCACACAUUCCGCUGUUAGGAGAUACGCAAUUUCGCGAUUACAAGAAGCCCCCGAUGAAGAUUUAAUGUUAUAUUUACUCCAAUUAGUUCAAGCAUUGAAAUACGAAAAUUUUGAGUUAAUACAAGAAGGUUAUAGGAGAGUUUCAGAACAACAACAAGAGUUAUCAUUGAAUGAUGAUAAAGAAUCAAUGUUGGAAAAAAAAGAUAGUAAAGAAAGUAACAGCACGAUUACAAAUGAGCCACUAUUAAAUCGUUCGGCGAGUUGCACUCAAGGUGAAAUUAGUUUAGGUUCGAGAGAUUUCGAUUCGAUGCAACGCGCGAUUACCGUACCGGAAGAGUUGAUGCAAAAAAUGAAACUAACGAGUGAGUCGAGUAAUACGGAUACGUUGCAAAGUGAAUUGAAGGAGCAGGAGGUGCAAGAUUUGGCGUCUUUUUUGAUUAGUAGGGCUUGCAAAAAUUCGUCGUUGGCGAAUUAUUUUUAUUGGUAUUUAUUGAUUGAGUGUGGGGAUCAAGAGAAUGUUGAAAAAAAGAAAGAAGCUAAUUUAGUUCGUGAUACUUAUGUAACGGUGAUGAAAACAUUCUCGCAAACAUUAGCUCGUGGAAGUCCAGAGAUGCAAACGCGUCGAGACUUUUUAAAUCGCCAACAAAAAUUUAUGGAUAAACUUGUAAAAUUAAUUAAAAAAGUUUCCAGCGAAAACGUUAGUCGUAAGAAAAAAACGGAACGUUUACAACAAUUAUUGGCGGAUUCUGAUUCGUUAAAAAUCAAUUGGACUAAUUUCGAUCCAUUUCCUUUUCCGCUCGACCCAGAAGUUCAAAUUAAGGGUAUUUUACCCGAAAAAGCGAGUUUAUUUAAAUCGGCAUUCAUGCCGUCGAAGUUACAUUUCGUGACUACGAAAAAUACCGAAUACGUUGCGAUUUUUAAACACGGCGAUGAUUUGAGACAAGAUCAACUUAUUUUGCAAAUGAUUACUUUGAUGGAUAAAUUACUAAGGAAAGAAAAUUUGGAUGUAAAAUUAACUCCUUAUAAAGUUUUAGCGAUUAGUACUAAAAAUGGUUUUGUGCAAUUUAUCGAUUCGUAUACGAUAGCGGAAAUUGUGAGUACGGAUCACACAAUUCUUAAUUUUUUUAAGAAACAUCACCCGCAAGAAAAUUCCCCCAACGGAGUUGCACCUGAGAUUAUGGAUAAUUAUAUUCGUUCUUGUGCUGGAUAUUGCGUUAUAACUUAUUUGUUGGGAGUUGGUGAUCGACAUUUAGACAAUUUAUUAAUCACAACGCGAGGGGAGCUAUUUCAUAUUGAUUUUGGAUACAUUUUGGGGAGAGACCCAAAACCUUUACCUCCCCCUAUGAAACUUAGCAGAGAAAUGUUGGAUGCAAUGGGUGGAAUGCAAUCGGAAUAUUUCCAACAAUUUAAAAAACUUUGUUUCACUUCAUUUUUGCAUUUGAGACGUCAUGGGAAUUUGAUGUUAAAUUUAUUUUCAUUGAUGGUGGACGCUAGCGUUCCUGAUAUCGCUUUAGAACCGGAUAAAGCGGUGAAAAAAAUUGAGGAAAAGCUCCAAUUACAAAGAAGUGACGAAGAAGCUGUACAAUUAUUAAAAGAUAUGAUCGAUGAAUCGGCGAGCGCUGUUGUUGAUGUGUUUGUGGAGCAAUUACAUCGAAUAGCUCAAUAUUGGAGGAAAUAAAUUAUAUAUAAAUCGAUAAAUAAAUAAGAGGUUGCUUAUAAUUUAUGCUAUUUAAUAGGCGUUAAUUAAUCGGCGCCUUUAUUUUGUAUUUAUAUCUUAAGAAUGUAAUUAAUGUGAUAGUGCAAAAAAAUAAAUGAAUAGUUCGAA
Molecule: messenger RNA, 3531 nt
Organism: Onthophagus taurus
Lineage: Eukaryota; Metazoa; Arthropoda; Insecta; Coleoptera; Scarabaeidae
Source: RefSeq, a predicted model, not a curated record